This is a messenger RNA of Colletotrichum phormii, 966 nucleotides long. RefSeq lists its product as uncharacterized. The record is from RefSeq and is a predicted model, not a curated record. Bases 1 to 966 code for a protein of 321 amino acids. Lineage: Eukaryota; Fungi; Ascomycota; Sordariomycetes; Glomerellales; Glomerellaceae. The transcript has a single exon.
AUGAGUGCACCCCUCACUGCCCCUCAACCAGAUGCCAGCCAUCAAACCCAGGUGGCUAUUGCCAAGGAGGCAAAGCACUACGUCGAUCACCGGCCUCCCUAUCCAGAGUCCAUGUGGAAGCUCUGGACAAACUACCACGCGGGCCCUCUGAACGUUGUCCACGACAUCGGCUCGGGCAGUGGCAACGCCGCCGAAGGCCUCUUGACGCACACGCCAUCGCCUCCCAAGCAUGUUGUCUUGACUGAACCGCAAGCCAAGAACAUCGAAGACUGUCGCAUACGCUUCAGGGACCGGUUCCCUGGGACCGAGUUCUCGUACCGAAACUGUCGCGGGGAAGACCCUUGGGAAGCCCCGGUCGGUGUAGACCACGUCGACUUCGUAAUGGCAUGCGAGUCACUGCACUGGACUAUCCUGGAGCCCACGCUUGACAACGUCGCAAAGAGUCUGCGGGGAAACGGGACCUUUGGGGCCGUCAUUUACGGCCCUUUUCCGGGGAUCACCAAUAACACGAGCGCAAACGCGGCCUUCAAUGCUUUCAUUGGCGAGCAUGCCGCUCAUCUCCUCAAGCAAGAGUGGAUGACCGAGAAUUGGAAGCGCGCCGCUCGUCAAAUGUUUCAUGGCAUGGACUGCGUACCGCUCAGAGACGAAGCUUGGAAGGACGUUAAGCGCAUUGAGAUUAACUGUGAGGAUGGAUGGUAUGCCAAAGACUAUCAGCCCCUUGACGGGACAGCAGAUCCGGUGGGGCAUCUGGGAGUGUCAGAGCGUGUUGCCAUAGAUGACAGCGAAGACUGGAGGAUCUCAGCCUCGGUCGAGUGGCUGAAGCAAUCGCUUGAGUCCAUGCGUUUCGGGUUUACUGAGGAGUCAUGGCAGUCGCCCGAGUGGAAAGAGAUUGAGAAUGAAAUUGGCGAUGGGCCGUUGGAACUCAAAUGGCAGGUUCACAUGAUACUUGCUCGGAAAAGGGCAUGA